This is a messenger RNA of Medicago truncatula (barrel medic), 2601 nucleotides long. Its product is annotated as U-box domain-containing protein 52. Gene Ontology annotation, molecular function: ATP binding; protein kinase activity. Gene Ontology annotation, biological process: protein phosphorylation. Bases 1 to 2118 code for a protein of 705 amino acids. The transcript has 8 exons. The record is from RefSeq and is a predicted model, not a curated record. Lineage: Eukaryota; Viridiplantae; Streptophyta; Magnoliopsida; Fabales; Fabaceae.
AUGUCUCUUCAAGAGCCAUCUGGUCCCCCACAACAAAAUGUAACAAUGGUGGCUGUUGACAAAGGCAAGAGCAGUGCAUAUGCUUUUCGUUGGGCCAUUAGAUGUAUCGAUAAUCCUAUCAUUAUUGCUGUCCAUGUUAAAAACAAAAAUUUACUUAACCAGGGCACAAAUGUUUAUCCACCAGAUGAAGACGAAGUAGCUCAAAUUUUCAAUAACUUACGUGCAUUGUGUCCAAGUAAAAUGGUCACCAUGAAAGAAGUUGUAGUUGAUGAUCAAGAUGUUGUGAAAGGACUAUUAGAUUUUGCAAACAGAAAUCUCGUACAUAGUCUUGUUAUUGGUGCAUCAACUAAGAACCUUAUGCCAAGUCUAAAAAAAUUUAAAGCCUCUCAAGAUAUACCAACAAGCAUAAUCAAAUCAGCACCAGGUUAUUGCUCUGUGUACAUAAUUUCCAAAUUGAAGAUUGUAUCAACUCGACCCGCGGUACGAGAAAUAGGAAACCAGAUUAUUCCAACAAAACAAUUAGCUGUUCAAGUAUCCCCUGAAUUUGAAAGUGGAAUAAGGUCAAUACAACCUAGAACUAGUGGCACUAAUGAAGGAUCAGAAUCAAGGUCUUUUGAUAGCAUUAGUACGGUAAAAGGACCGGCACGUGACAGGCCGAGGAGUGCAGGAAGUAAUCAAUCAAUGGACAACAUUGAUCCAUCUGGUGGUCGUGGAAGACAUUGGGCAUCAAUGGACGAAAGAGAAAUUGCAGCACUCGGGCCAAUUGUCGAUGUAAACAGGCAUGAAUUGUAUCUAAUAGAUUCCUUUGGGACACAUCCAACCUCGCACACCUCGAAAGAACUUGAAGCUGAGAUGAAAAGAUUGAGGCUUGAAUUGAAGCAAACUAUGGACAUGUACAGCUCAGCUUGCAAACAAGCAAUAUCAGCAAAAAAUCAGGCAGAACAAAUUCGUAGAUGGAAAGAGGAAGAGGGACGAAAGGUUGUGGAAGUUAGGUUAUCUCAGGAGGCAGCUCUAGCAAUAGCAGAAAGGGAGAAGGCUAAAGCCAAAGCUGCAUUGGAAGCAGCAGAGGAAGCCAAGAGGAAGGCUGAACAGGAGGCACAAAGAAGAAAGGAGGCAGAGAUGAAGGCUAGGAAAGAGGCAGAAGAGAGGAAUAAAGUAUUGAAUGCAUUGGCUCAAAAUGAUAAUCGAUAUAGAAAAUACACUAUGAUGGAGAUUGAAGUUGCUACCGAGAGAUUCUCACCAUCAAAGAAACUAGGUGAAGGUGGAUACGGACCUGUGUUUAAAGGUCACCUUCAUCACACACCAGUUGCAGUCAAACUCUUAAAUCCUGAAGCUGCUCAAGGCAGGAAGCAAUUCAACCAAGAGGUUGAGGUACUAAGCAGUAUUAGACAUCCAAAUAUGGUCCUCCUCCUUGGAGCAUGUCCUGAGCAUUGUUGUUUGGUGUAUGAGUACAUGGAAAACGGUACCUUAGAAGAUAGAUUAUUUCGGAAAAAUAACUCUAAGCCUCUAUCAUGGCAAAAAAGGUUCAAAAUAGCAGCUGAGAUUGCAACUGCACUUCUUUUCCUUCACCAAACAAAGCCAGAGCCAAUCGUGCAUCGAGACCUUAAACCAUCAAACAUUUUGUUAGACAAAAAUUACGUGAGCAAAGUCGCUGAUGUCGGUCUCGCAAGAUUAGUUCCUCCUUCUGUAGCUGACAGCGUGACACAAUAUUACAUGACUUCAGCUGCUGGAACAUUUUGUUAUAUUGAUCCCGAGUAUCAACAAACAGGAAUGUUAACACCAAAAUCAGAUAUAUAUUCAUUAGGGAUAAUGCUACUGCAGAUAAUCACAGCCAGGCCUCCUAUGGGACUUUCUCAUCAUGUUAAAAGGGCAAUUGAAAAGGACCAGUUUUCAGAGAUUCUUGAUUCUGCGGUGACUGAUUGGCCAGUUGAAGAGGCUCUAUCAUUUGCAAAAUUAGCAUUGAAUUGUGCAGAACUCUGCAAGAAAGAUAGGCCAAAUCUUGCAUCAGUUGUGCUUCCAGAGCUUAAUAGAUUAAGAGGCCUUGGAUUUAAUGAUAAUCAAGUUUUUACUGAUACUAAGAAUAAUAGCCAUUCACUACGACCUCCUAUGCCUACCUGAAAUCAAUUGUUGAAGGCCGUCCGUAGGAUCAGCUAGAUUUUUAUCCAUCAUGUAGAGAGUAUUGAAAAUAAAAUCGACACUAUUCAGAUUUAUCAAUGUAUUUUCAACCUGAGAGCCAAUCUCAAUGCAUAGUUUUCUAUAAUAGUAGCUAUUUUGUUCUUAAAUAAAAUAAUAUGGAUUUGAUUUUGACCAACUGGGAGGAAAUAUCUAAGGAAAAUUUUGUAGAAUUCGGACAUAGUACGAAGAAAGGAAUUCAGAAAACCAAAUAUGAAAAUCGAAAAGGAAGUAAAUUGUGAAGUGCAUAACAUGGAAUGUGAAGCAGGUAUUUUGUAUAUACUUGGUUGGAUUGAUAUUGUAAUUUUUAUUUAUUUUUUAACUCAAAUUGUAAUAUUUAAAAGCUAAACAUUACUCUCAAUGUCUCCCAUCAUCAAAAGAGCUAUAGAUAGAUGCAAAUAAUUUGUACGUACGAGGGAAUCAAACAAA